Eucalyptus grandis is the source of this 2413-nucleotide messenger RNA. RefSeq lists its product as uncharacterized. The coding region runs from base 284 to 2203 and encodes 639 amino acids. Lineage: Eukaryota; Viridiplantae; Streptophyta; Magnoliopsida; Myrtales; Myrtaceae. Gene Ontology annotation, molecular function: nucleic acid binding; RNA-DNA hybrid ribonuclease activity; protein-disulfide reductase activity. The record is from RefSeq and is a predicted model, not a curated record. The transcript is spliced from 13 exons.
UUUGGAACCGACCGCUCUUAUUACUCAGAUCGCCCGCUCAAAUCCACACACAAACCGUCAUUCCGGUGAUCGGCCGGCAACAGAAUCUUCAAAUUCAAGAGGCCAGGCGAUGUCUCUGUUCUAGCGAAGCUCCGUCUGAGGUCUCGGCUGGCUUUUCGCUCGAUCCGAACCGGACUGCGAAAAAUCAAACACGCCUCGCUACCUUCUGCGCCCGAUCAACUGGCCCAUUUCCAUCAAACCAAAACCCAGGACCUCGACCCCCGCUGCCUUCUGCGCCCUCCCCAUGAACUGCCUGUCCCGCGUGCCUUCCUACACCGCGGCGAUAUGUAAGAGAGCCGCCCGCUUGAUCGGCGGCCGUCCUUUCGUCGAGCGCGCUAGUGCGCCUGCUUGGGGCGGAGCGUUCCGGAAUGCUGCUCUCAGAAGCGCGAAGUCGGAGCCGGUGCUGUGCAGGUACGGUGUUCGAUGUUAUUCCUCUAAGAGAGGCAAGAGAGCCGGGUCCAAGGCGGCGGCGGCGGCGGCGGUCGUCGAUCCGGAGAAAGAUUCCUUCUUCGUCGUGAGGAAAGGGGACGUCGUCGGUGUUUACAGGAGCUUCCUCGAAUGCCAGGCUCAGCUUGGUUCGUCGGUAUGUGAUCCUCCUGUCAGUGUUUUCAAAGGUUAUAAGAUGUCUGCAGACUCCGAGGAUUAUCUCACCUCCCGUGGGCUUAAAGAUGCUAUCUACACUAUCAAUGUUGCUGAUUUGAAGGAUGAUCUUUUUGGAAUGCUUACACCUUGUCCUCUUCAGGAGCCUGCUGAAUACAGAGGUGAAGAUACAGAGACUAUUGGACCCAAAGAGACAUCCCAUGAUGCAUUGGAGGAAGAAGUUUCUGUGACUGUUUCAACUGAUCCAUCUGUAAAGUAUGUCAGCUCCAAUCUCAAUUACGAGGGGGUGCCGACAUCUUUAAAUUGCAACUCCUGUAUUCUUGAAUUCGAUGGUUCAUCAAAAGGUAAUCCGGGGAAAGCUGGGGCAGGAGCUGUAUUGCGAGCGGAAGAUGGAAGUGUGAUAUGUGUAUUGCGUGAAGGUGUGGGUACAGCCACGAAUAACGUUGCUGAAUAUCGAGCUGUUAUCUUAGGACUGAAGUAUGCCCUGGAGAAGGGGUGUAGAAGUAUUCGUGUUCGAGGUGACUCCAAACUCGUCUGCAUGCAGGUUCAAGGCUUAUGGAAAGUCAGACACAAGAAGAUGUCCGAGCUGUUUCAAGUGGUCAACAAAUUGAAGCAGAACUUUCACUCGUUUGAGAUCAGCCAUGUUCUCAGGGGCCUAAAUUCUGACGCCGAUGCUCAAGCAAACAAGGCGAUCCUUCUCGCUGAUGGUCAAAUUGAAGAGGAAUGUGUGGAGAUGGUUCAGAUGGCUGUGUGUGACUCUGCGGGCGACACUCUUAGAAGGAUUUUGCCUCAAGCUCCGGUUUCAGGGCCACAUAUAAUGUGCUGUAAUAUUCUGUUAUUAAGAGCGACGGAUCAGGAGGAGCUCUGGAGAGCUGAAGCCAUGUCGGCGAUCCUAUCGCGACUCGCCCGGAGCUCCGCCGCCGGCGCGGCCGGAUGUCCGCUUCCUUCGGCCGCCGCCGCCGCCGCCUCCGCUUCUCUGCUGCGCCGCCUCUCCUCGCCGCCCCCGCGCCGCGCCGUCGCGGUCGCCCGGUCCGAUGUCGCCGCCGACGCGGACGCGGAGGGGGAGGGCGUGCUGGGUCUUCCCGCGGCUUCGGUGGUCAUGGCGGCGGAUCCGACCGUGCUCCAGCCUCGCGUGGUGGUUUACGACGGCGUCUGCCAUCUCUGCCACCGAGGGGUGAAGUGGGUAAUCAAAGCAGACAAACAUAGGAAGAUUAAAUUCUGUUGCCUCCAAUCUAAAGCUGCAGAACCGUACAUGAGACUCUGUGGUCUCGAAAAAGAGGAUGUCCUUCGUCGCUUUCUGUUCGUUGAAGGGCCUGGAGCAUACCACGUAGCUUCAACUGCUGCUUUAAAAGUGAUGUCCUACUUGCCGUUGCCAUACUCUGCUCUUGGUGCACUACUGAUGGUACCGACACCAGUUAGGGAUGCAGUUUAUGACUAUGUUGCCAAAAGGCGAUAUGAUUGGUUUGGAAAGGAAGAAGAUUGCUUGGUUCUACGGGAGCAGGAUAUGCUUGAGCGCUUUAUAGACAGGGAUGAGAUGUUGGAUCGAAGUCGAUCAGCUUUGUGAAUACUUUUGCUUGCCUGGCAUUUACUUCAUAUUCAAGUUCCCACUUGUAAAUGGUUUCCAUCAUCUAGUUCUCUCUCUUGAUUGAGUUUCCAAUGACAGAACAUGACAUUGCAACUCAGGAAAUUAGACUUAACUUUUUUCUGGUUGGAGUCAUGAACAAUACAAAUAGCAUCAGUUAAAUUCAAUUUUAUAUCAUCUUUAUUUAUUGUA